AUGGUUGCCAUGGUAUGGGGCGCUGACAUGGUCGACGGGUUAUUUCCCCUUAUUCCUCUUUGGUCACCGCGCAUGGCGACAUGCCCGACAGGACAAACAGGUCAUCCACGACAAACUGGAGAUCGGAUCUUUUCGGAGGAUGAGCUCCUGGCCUCUAGCCAGGAAACAGUUGAGGGUAAAGCACUGGGCCACAACACGCCAACAACUAUAAAAAAACCGACAACAUCCACUAAAGCUAUGGGGCAAAAGCGCGCUAAUAAAGGUCCAUCGAAGUAUAAGCUCUACCAGAGGUCUCUCACUUUCCUUGACAGGAUUCUUAAGAACGAGACUGAAGGUAAAGCUCAUCCCAAAGAUGAGUCUGACAAGGCAAAGUGUCAAAAGGUGGUGGACGAAUACCUGGCAUUCCAAACCGAGCAAGACGACAACAAGACGGCAACAAAGAAGCACAAGAUCUCAGAUCUGGGUGCGGUUGUGCCACGGGACCAUCUUCAAAUGGCUCUGGUGGACGAAACUUCCAACGGCGGCAAACCUGUGCUUGACAAAUGGUCGGAGAUCGAGGCACGGCUGUUUCGCAUAAUCGUCGACUAUGUCAUGGCGAACCCGGAGGGUCAAACGCCAGGUUUCGACUUAGUGGAAGUGGUUCGAGGUUGCCGGGUAAUCAAAUGUGAUGACCAGUACUCAUUGCAUUUCCUGACAAACGCGAUUGGCGAAAUUCAGAGCAGCUGGGAAGGCUUGAAGCUCAAGCUCAUUCCAGCCAGCGAGAUACCACGAAGGCCGAGGACUCGCAUCUGGAUACCAAACAUGGAGUUUGAAGCCCAUCAGUUAAUUCCCUAUCUCCAGGCUCACAACCGCUCAGUGCCGAUAGCCGAUUGGUCGAUCAUCAAAGCGGAGGCUCCGCAGAAUCACUGCGCGUCGUUCCUCCUUCAAAUCACUGAAUAG
Molecule: messenger RNA, 939 nt
Organism: Anastrepha obliqua
Lineage: Eukaryota; Metazoa; Arthropoda; Insecta; Diptera; Tephritidae
Exons: 1
Coding region: 1-939 (312 amino acids)
Source: RefSeq, a predicted model, not a curated record